AAACAGUUGUGUCCGUCAAUCCGCGCGAAACGAGGAAACACAAAAAGUCAAAAUAACUUUUCGAUUCUUUUCUUUUUCUCCUCUCUUGCUUGCUUUUUUCGGGGCCACGGCACAAAGUCGAUACCGUGAACCCAAAAGGAAGAACCACACGGCUUUUGUUUGGACUAGGUUUGAAAAGUGCCGAUUCAGCAGCGCCCGACCAGAGCCGUUCCGCAAAAUUGCGUCGUGGAAUCAGCAGUAGUAGGAACACUGACAGGAUUCGCCCCAGCGGGAACCGACUGCAGUUUGGCUUGAUAGUUUCGUUUGCAAAAGACACAACAGGCAGAGUCUGAGGUAAAAUGGCGAACAUGGCAGUGUCCCGCAUCAAACGAGAAUUCAAGGAGGUUCUGAAAAGUGAAGAAAUUGUUCAGUGUUCUAUCAAAUUAGACAUCGUAAAUGACAACUUUACAGAGCUGCGCGGGGAAAUUGCCGGCCCUCCGGACACACCGUACGAGGGUGGAAAAUUCCUGCUUGAAAUUAAGGUUCCAGAAACGUAUCCGUUCAACCCACCGAAGGUCAAAUUCAUCACCAAGAUCUGGCACCCGAACAUUUCCUCCGUGACCGGUGCCAUCUGUCUGGACAUCCUGAAGGACAACUGGGCCGCGGCGAUGACGCUGCGGACGGUGCUGCUGUCGCUGCAGGCCCUGCUCGCCGCGGCCGAACCGGACGACCCGCAGGACGCGGUCGUGGCGACGCAGUACAAGGACAACCACGAGAUGUUCAUACUGACGGCCAAGCACUGGACGAACGCGUACGCCGGCGGGCCGUGCCGCAACGCGGACUUUGACCAGAAGGUGCAACGGUUACGCGACAUGGGCGUGGAGGACUACGAGGCGCGUGCGGCCCUGUCGCGGCACAACUGGCACCUGGAGCGUGCCUCGGAGCAGUUGUUUAGUUAGUUGUUGUAAGAAAGGAGCUUGUGGGUGGUCGCGGUCGUCGUCUUCAUUGUCGAAAAAAAGGUAAAAGAGAGAAGGGAGAGGGGGUGGAAACGCAGUCAACUCUGGCCCGUUUGCGACAUAAACAUUUACUUUUUAUACAUGAAAGAAAAACUGAAAAGACAUGAACACGAUAUUUAUGCUAUAAGGAGCUUGAGCUGCUGCGCAGGACUAAGGUGAUAAAACGUAAUGUAAAAGAAACAACAACAACAAGCUGAAAAUUAAACCACUGUCAUUUUCUUUGUUUCCUCGUCUGCUACUAAAAUUCUAAAAUUCACGUGUACACUGGCGUACUUUCUAGAACUUGACCCUUUUACAAUUACGCUCCUUUUUGUUUGUUUUUAUUUUCGUAACACGAUGGAUUCGGAAAUCUUCCCACACUCACACACACAUCAUGAACCACAAUCAAUUUAGUUAUGAACAAGUUUUGAACACAAUGAUUAAUGCUGUUAUAAGAAUUGUAAAUUUAAUAAAUAUACUUAAGAAAGA
Molecule: messenger RNA, 1463 nt
Organism: Culex pipiens pallens (northern house mosquito)
Lineage: Eukaryota; Metazoa; Arthropoda; Insecta; Diptera; Culicidae
Gene: Ubc4
Product: ubiquitin-conjugating enzyme E2-22 kDa
Exons: 3
Coding region: 339-938 (199 amino acids)
Biological process (GO): protein polyubiquitination; proteasome-mediated ubiquitin-dependent protein catabolic process
Cellular component (GO): nucleus
Molecular function (GO): ubiquitin conjugating enzyme activity; protein binding
Source: RefSeq, a predicted model, not a curated record